CAAUUACUCAAGAUACCCACACUCAUCUUCUCUAUUUUACCGACACUCCUACUUAUCAUCAUGGAGAUCACCAAGUUGCAAGAGGACAUUGCCGUUGAGGAAGCCUGGAAAGAUCCCGCCAAGCGAAAGCAGAUUCAGGAUGAGCAGUAUCUCGCCAGCCGCGUCAGUCACACCGGACAGGUCGGCCGCGACAAGUACUCAUGGAUGAUCACUGGCCGCAAGCAACUGGCGUCGUCAAUUCCAUACUUCCAGACCGAUCCAGAGAAGUAUCACCACCAAACCAAUAAGGAGAUGUACAAAUGCCAACAUCAGUCAGACGUCAACAUGGGAAAAUGCAACAGGUCCACCUGCAAACACCCCUGUUGCGUAAGGGGCGUAACUAGGGAUCGCUGUCUCGCUUGGAUUUCGGAGAAAGAAGAGAAUCUUAAGCGGGCCGACCCGUCAUAUCAGUCCACCAAUGGGGUCCUGAAGGGGCUUUCUGCGGCAACCCUGAAUACCCUUCCCAAGGCCACCAUCGAUCUGUUGGGGAAGGCGCCUCCGAAGAAAGAACAGAAGACAACCGGUAAGAAAACCGGUAAAAAAGCCGCAAAAUCUCCUCCUCCAGCUACCGAAAAAGCUCCACGAAAAAAGAGCCAGAAGAAGUCUAGACCUAAUGUGGAAGCCACUUCGUCCACAACUCCCAUUCCCUUUUCUCUCCCAACCCCACCAGAGAGCACAAAGUCAGAUGACGGCACACAGCCGGAUGACUACGAAUCGGAUUCGGAAGAGGAAAAGCCGCACCAAUUUUCCUUCGCCAAAUUCGAGAUAGUGGAGCCCGAUAGUGCUGGGGGUUAUAGGCCUUACAAACCUGUCUCGAAAUACAAGCGCACCUGCGAUGAUACUAUCGAUCCCAAAGCCAAAAGGCAGCGAAAGGAGCCUAUUUCGCUGAUGAGGUAUUGUGAAGAAGAACUUGCUUCUGAGGCUGAGGAACUGAGGGCGGAUACGAGGGAAGAUUCUGCUGUAGUUCUUGAAGAGACAAUUGACGCGGAUGCAAUGUUCGCUCAACUCGAGGCAGAUAACAGGGAGCAGGAUCUGGAGGAGGAAGAGGAGGAGGAAGAAAACUCUGAUGGUGAGGGAUGGGAUGAGGAUGCAAUUGCCGCGAUGUUUGCUGACGGAGGGGGAGAGUGA
Molecule: messenger RNA, 1167 nt
Organism: Periconia digitata
Lineage: Eukaryota; Fungi; Ascomycota; Dothideomycetes; Pleosporales; Periconiaceae
Source: the annotation of a GenBank genome assembly